This is a messenger RNA of Impatiens glandulifera, 1352 nucleotides long. Its product is annotated as S-adenosylmethionine decarboxylase proenzyme-like. Bases 9 to 1280 code for a protein of 423 amino acids. The transcript has 3 exons. Gene Ontology annotation, molecular function: adenosylmethionine decarboxylase activity. Gene Ontology annotation, biological process: spermidine biosynthetic process; spermine biosynthetic process. Gene Ontology annotation, cellular component: cytosol. The record is from RefSeq and is a predicted model, not a curated record. NCBI's taxonomy places the organism in Eukaryota, Viridiplantae, Streptophyta, Magnoliopsida, Ericales, Balsaminaceae.
AUGACUUAAUGGAGUCAAAAAGUGGGAAAAAUAAGUCUAGCAGUAGUAGUAAUAAUAAUAAUAAUAAUCUAUCCUUAAUCUACGAAGCUCCCCUCGGUUACAGCUUUGAAGACGUAAGACCAAGCGGAGGAAUCAAGAAGUUCAGAUCUGCGGCAUACUCCAAUUGUGCACGCAAGCCAGACAUGGCAAUCUCUGCAAUUGGAUUUGAAGGUUAUGAGAAAAGGCUCGAAAUUUCCUUUGCUCAAUCAUCUACCGGGAAAACCCUCCGAUCACUUUCCAAAGACCAGUUGGAUGAAUUUCUACGACCAGCUGAGUGCACCAUAGUUUCCUCUUUGUCAAAUGAGCAUGUUGAUUCAUACGUUCUCUCUGAAUCAAGCCUUUUUAUCUACUCUUACAAGAUCAUAAUCAAAACCUGUGGGACUACCAAGUUGCUUCUCUCUAUCCCGCCCAUUCUGAACCUGGCUCAUUCCCUUUCCCUCCAUGUACAAUCCGUUAGAUAUACUCGCGGAAGCUUCAUUUUCCCAUUAGCUCAGUCUUAUCCUCAUCGUAACUUCUUUGAAGAAGUUGAUGUCCUCAAUAGCUACUUUGGCUACCUUGGUUCAGGUGGCAAAGCUUGUAUAAUGGGUACUUCUGAUAAGAUGCAGAAAUGGCAUGUUUACACAGCAUCUGCUACUGCUGCUGAUGAUGAUGAUGCUGCUGCUGCUGCUACACAAUUCUCUUCUUCUGACCAACCGAUUUACACAAUGGAGAUGUGUAUGACGGGUUUGGACAAGCAAAAGGCAGCUGUUUUCUUCAAAGACCAAUCGUGCUCAGCUACUGUUAUGACCGUUGAUUCUGGAAUAAGAAAGAUUCUCCCUGAUUCCCAGAUAUGUGAUUUUGAUUUUGAGCCGUGUGGCUACUCUAUGAAUUCUAUUGAAGGAGAUGCGAUUUCGAGCAUUCAUAUAACUCCUGAAGAAGGUUUCAGUUAUGCAAGCUUUGAAAUGGUUGGUUAUAACCCGAAAGUGAUGAAUCUAGAGCAUUUGGUGGAAAGGGUGUUAUCGUGCUUCCAACCGAGUGAGUUCACGAUUGCUAUCCAUGCUGUUGAUGUAACAGGGGAGCAACUUGAACAGACAUGUUCUGUGGAUGUGGCAGAUUAUUGCAUUCAAGAGAAAAGCAAUCACGAUUUGGGAAUGACUACAGGUUCUACUAUCUUCCAAAAGUUUGUGAAAGCCACUGGACUUGAAUCUCCUAAAUCCGUUUUGGUAUCUUGCUGGACAGACGAUGAAGAAGAAGAGGAGUGAAACUAUAAAGGGUAUAUGGUUUUAAAGCUUUAUUUUGCUUCUUUUAAAUGUUUCCGCCAGUGUAGCUCUCAG